Molecule: messenger RNA, 648 nt
Organism: Penicillium waksmanii
Lineage: Eukaryota; Fungi; Ascomycota; Eurotiomycetes; Eurotiales; Aspergillaceae
Exons: 1
Coding region: 1-648 (215 amino acids)
Source: RefSeq, a predicted model, not a curated record
AUGAGUCCCAUAGUCUACAAAGUCGCCGUCCUAAUAUUCCACGGCGCAGACAUCCUCGAUUUCACCGGACCAAUCGAGAUCCUCUCCCACGUCUCGUGCAGAUACAAGGACAAAGAGAAAGGCAAAGACGACGGCGACAUCAGUGAGCCUCAAGGACAACCAAUCUUCGAAAUAACGACCAUCGCCCGCGACGAAACCAUUACAACGAGCUGCUCAACAAAGAUAAGAGCAGACAUGCUCCUAUCAAACGCCUACCCAAUCAUCAGUACCUUCAACAUUCUCAUCGUGCCCGGCGCCGCCCCAACCCUGAUCCACGCCCUAGUCGAGCACAAGACGCCGGAGAAAGAUCUCGUUCGCGCAUACGCCCGGACAAACCCGUCCCGACCUCGGAUUAUUUUCUCUAUAUGCACGGGGGCAUUCCUGCUCGGUGCGGCGGGGAUUCUGCCCGGGACAACAGUGACGACGCACCAGCAUGCAUUGGAGAUGUUGCGGGGGAUCUGCGCCGGCGCCGGCGCCAGCAGCAACGGCAACGGUAACGGUCACGGCAACGGGACGAAAGACAUACCGCGAAUUGUGAAACGACGAUUCGUAGAUGGGGGAUAUGUGCGUGAAUCGCGGGUUCAGGUAGUGACAGCUGGGGGGGAUUAG